ACACCAACCAUCAGCCCCCACCACAUAAUAUAUACAACAUCAACAGUCCGCUUCUCCCUGUGGUUGAUGGCGUGUGUGUGAGCGUGCGCGCGCGGUUGGGCGUGUGUGUGAGCGUGCGCGCGGGUUGGGCGUGUGUGUGAGCGUGUGUGUUUUCGGUCUGUGACGGUGCACUCUGCAUGUAUUAUCUCUGCGCCUCACUGUGCUCCUGUCCAAAUAAGGGGCUGUCCUGGUCAACCAUGUGUCAGCAUACCCUCAGACAGGGGUAGAGAUAAAUACAGACAGAGAGAGGGAGAGACGGAGAGACGAGGAGGGGAAGGAAAGUUGGGACAGGGGAGGAGACGGUGAGGAGGCGUUCUCGAAGCAGCUGGGAGAGGUGGAGGACUGUGUGGAAGUGUGGGCGAAGGAAAGGGUCGGAUGAAAGAACAAGAGUUGUGGAAAGAAGGAGGAGAGUUUUUCUGGGGAGGGGAGGUGAUCGGAGCAAGCCAAUGACAGCGGGGCAGGAGAAUUUAGAGGAGGGUGAGGUGGUCAGGACUCACAGAACGUUGAGGUGAAGUGGAAAAAGAAAAUAAGAAAAAGGCCAUUAUCAAGGAGGAGGGUAACCCUUCAGGGCAGUUAAUCAAAGUGUGGAUCUAGCAGAAGGAAAAGAUAGGGAUUUUCUCAGAGAAGGAUCUGGUGAACAGGAAAAGAGAGUGAUUUUCUCAGAGAAGGAUCUGGUGAACAGAAAAAGAGAGUGAUUUUCUCAGAGAAGGAUCUGGGGAACAGGAAAAGAGAGCGAUUUUUUCAGAGAAAGAUCUGGUGGACAGGAAAAUAGAUUGAUUUUCUCAGCGAAGGAUCUGGGGAACAGGAAAAGAGAGUGAUUUUCUCAGAGAAGGAUCUGGUGGACAGGAAAAGAGAGCGAUUUUCUCAGAGACGGAUCUGGUGGACAGGAAAAGAGAACGAUUUUCUCAGAGACGGAUCUGGUGGACAGGAAAAAGACCACCUGGGAGAGAAAUGAAAGGAUGGGAUCAAUUUGAACAAGGAAAAGAGAUAGAGACAUAGAGAGAGACACUUCCUGGACUUUCAAAACAACUGGAAGGACCGUCUGUCUGCCCAGAGGGAAGUGUGUACAGAGGGGACUUGGUGACCCGAGCAAGGCCUGCCCUGAGUGCCAGACACACACAGUGUGUUCCAGUGUGACACUGCAGACCACAACAGGUUCUUUCAUUGCACACUGAACUGUUCGCGUGAAUGAGGGUUCGUCUGGCUCAGUGUGUGUGUGUGUGUGUGUGAGUGCGUGCACGCGUGUGUGAACAUGUGUUUCUUUGUUUGACUCAGCUUGUGUAUUUUGGUUGGGGGUGUCUGUGUUUAAAAAGUGUGUGUGUGUGAGUGUGUGUCUGGGUGUGUGUUGUGCUUUGUGUGGGUGUGUAUGCUUUGUGUGUGUGUGUGUGUGUGUGUGUCCGUGCGCGUUUGAGCUCAGACCAGGCCAGGACGAGGUUGUGGCUCUAAACCCUGGACCGUGCUUUGUAGGAGGAGAGGUGAAAGACAAAAAGAAAGGAGAGAAGGUCUAGUGAAUCAGCGGAGGAGAGGAAUGGAAGAGAAGAACUGAGGAGAGAAAGAACAGGAACAACAUACAGCAGGAAAGCUUUUAGGAGGAAAAAGAAAGGGGUAGAAAGGGCAAGGCUUUGAAGAAGUGAUGAAGGCUUUACAGAAGAACCAGGCUCGAACCGACCAGAUGCUGGGUGCCAUGGCUGACAUGUUGACUUCACUGGCAUUGCCCAAUCAACAGUGGUCUACAGAGACCAGUGACACACCUGCGGAGCCUCCCGCGGACCAGGAGUGGGAGAGGGAGCCGUCUGGCCCGGGACAGCAGCACCCAGCUGGGAUAGAGGACUGGGAACAGGGGUCCAACCUGGAGAGAGGAGGAAGAGACGGAGCAGACUCGUACUCAGUUGGGGGCAGCGAGGGCAGCCUCUCCCCCUCCGCAGCGUCCCUGCCCCCGACACUGACGGCGUCUGGCAGCUCCGCCCCCAGUUCCCCGGGCUCGCGCCGCUCCGUCAGCACCCUGAAGAAGUGGCUGACCAGUCCCGUCCGCAAGCUUAGCGCCGGGGCAGUAAACAUCUCCGCCAGUGCCAAGGGGGAGCGGCAGGUCAGGAAGUUGGAAGGGGGAGCCAAGCCGCUGCCUCCUAUCCCAGCCCCGAGGCGUGGCCCUGAUCUGGGGUUGGAGGGGCUGGGGUUAGGCAGGGGUCCAGAGGACCAUCUCAACACCAUACUGCCGAUCACGCACAAAGACAUGGAGUGCAGGUACAGCUUGGCCAGUCCUGAGGACCUUUCCCCAGCAACCUUAAACUCUCCUAGUUUCCUGGCCGACUCACUGCAAGGCUGUAGCUCACUGGAAUACACACAGGAUACUCAGUCCACCAAUGUCUGUCCACAUGGCAGUGACUCAGUGGUGAUGGACGACACCUCCAGCCAAUCAUCAGUGGUGGCCGACAGUGAGGAGGAGAGGCGGAGUGCUUUGGAAAAGAGCAUGUACGUACUGAAGGAACUCAUCGAGACGGAGAAACUGUACGUGGAAGACCUGGGUCUCAUAGUGGAGGGCUACAUGGCCACUAUGAACGCUAAGGGUGUCCCGGACGACAUGAAGGGAAAAGACAAGAUUGUUUUUGGAAACAUUCACCAAAUGUAUGACUGGCAUAAAGACUACUUCCUGGGCGAGCUGGAGAAAUGUGUAGCAGAACCGGAGAGACUGGCCCAACUUUUCAUAAAGCAUGAGAGGCGUCUCCAUAUGUACGUGGUGUAUUGCCAAAACAAACCCAAGUCAGAGCACAUCGUCUCAGAGUACAUCGAGACCUACUUUGAGGAACUAAGACUACAGCUGGGUCACAGGCUACAGCUCAACGACCUGCUGAUCAAACCAGUCCAAAGGAUCAUGAAGUACCAGCUACUGCUCAAGGACUUCCUGAAGUACUACACCAAGGCUGGGAUGGACACUGAAGACUUGGAGAGAGCAGUGGAGGUGAUGUGCUUUGUGCCCAAGCGAUGUAAUGACAUGAUGAAUGUGGGACGACUGCAGGGAUUUGAGGGUAAAAUCACAGCGCAAGGAAAGCUGCUCCAGCAAGACACCUUUACUGUGAUCGAACAGGAUAGCGGCUUCCUGUCCCGGGCAAAAGAGAGGCGGGUCUUCCUGUUUGAACAGCUUGUAAUUUUCAGCGAGCCCAUCGACAAGAAGAAGGGAUUCUCACUUCCUGGAUAUACCUUCAAGAGCAGCAUCAAGGUGAGCUGCCUUGGUGUAGAGCCCCCAGUGGAGGAAGACGCGAGCCGCCUGGUGCUGACGUCGAGGGGGACUGACGGGAGUGUGGUGCGCUACGUUCUUCAGGCCGCCUCCCCAGAGGUCCGCAGCGCCUGGGUCAGUGAUGUGGGACAGAUCCUGGAGACCCAGAGGAACUUCCUCAACGCCCUCCAAUCGCCCAUCGAGUACCAGCGGAAGGAGAGCACCAGCAAGUCCAACAGCCUGGGCCGGACCAUGAGAGCCCCUCUGUCAGCCGCCACGGGGCCCCUGCGGCCUCACUCUUCAGCCUCCAUCGACCGCCAGCGUCUGCCCUGCCUGCAGUCCUACAACACCUCCCUGCCCGCCCUCUAUCUGCCCAGCCAGGGGGGUCAGGGCAGUGGCUCCCAGGACGCCACGGAUACGCACACACCUCAGGAGUCUCCUCUGGUUAGCAGGAACCCCCAGACAACAGUCUCUCCUGCUCAUGUCCUUGUGUCCUUCACUGACCAGUCGGCCCAGUCUGCACACGCCCAGAAUCCCCUGCAGUGUCAAGCUGUGUCCAAUGGACUGUACGGCACACAGCAGAGAGCAGCAGAGAGCUGUCGUAGCAGAGGUCUGCCUGGGGAGGCGGGACCUCCUGUGUCCGUCUCUGGUCCUUUGGUGGGCCGGCGAUCUAGCAACCUAGCCCAGCUCAACGAAGACGACCUAUGAACCCUGACCUCCAGGAGGAACACUUAAAGGUCACGGACCGCCUCACCCAGUAUGGAGAGUAGCAGCAGGAUCCGGCCUUACAGAUGGUUGAUUCUGUUGUAAAUUUAGGCUCCUGUUGAAGGCGGAGGUAGGAGUCUCUGUGCAGAACCAGGACUGGAUCGAGGCUGCUUUAUGAGAUUGUUCCCGGGUAGUUUAUUGACAUUCUGAGCAAAUGAAUCCUGGAUUGCAAUGUACAGACGGAGCAAUGGACUGACAUUGUAAAAACCCUCACAUCUGAUUUUUUUUAGCGAUGUGGUGCGAGGCUGAAGACUUGCCUCCGUGGCGAACCAUUAAAAUGUAGCACUCAGAGGGCUGGUGCCAUGUCUAAAUGUAUGAAGAAAAAUGGACAUUAGCUAUUAUGCUGAAAGCGGAGGUUGCUUGUUUAAAUUUUUCAUCUUUAGAGAAUUUCCAUACAGCAUCUAUUGUAGUGUCUAUCUAAUGGCCUAGAGACUGUUCAAAAGAAAAUUAAAUGUCCAUUCCUGAUUGUGUGUGGGGUGUCACUGGAGAAGUGUGUAUGUGUGUGUGUGUGGGGGGGGGGGGGGGGUCAGUGUGUGUGUUUAUGUUCUUGGGGGGGUGUGUACAGGACACUCCUUGUAAACAUGCCAAAAGAAGCACUCCACCCUGAAGAGAAUAGGACUGUAGAUCUGAAAGUCUCUACUUUUUCUUUCAACUCUCUCAUAACAUUAGGAGAAUUGCAUGAAUCUGUCAUGGAACAGAACUCUGCUCCUCCUCGAUGUUCUCUUAUUCUCUUUGACUGAAGUUGUCUCGUCUGAUCUCAACCUUCUGGAGUGUCAAAGGGUUAGGGGGUCCCCUGGAGGCGCUCUGCAGGCGUGGCCUCAGUCCGGGGUGACUCCUGCCUUUAUAGUCUUUCCUUGAUUCCUUGGGAUUUUCUGAAUCCGUUAAAAAAAUCUUUCUACCGUCCUCUCGGACCCAGAAAUCGAUGAGUUAUCAAUUAGUCGAGAAGAUGUAAUUUCCUUACUAGGCUAGCAGAAGGGUAAUAUCCUCACCCUCAGCCGACACUCAUCAAGGACACGUAUGUGCAUCCUGUACCGGAACAGAAUCAGCUUCUGUUUUGUCUGAGGAAAACACGCACGGGGCAAAUUAUACACACAUAAUGCUCAACUAACUUUUCAUCCCUUUGCAUUUGUUGUGGGAACCAGCACUGUCAGUGUACUUCGCUUGAUAACGCUGGGGGGCUAGAAGGGGGGAAUUUGUUGCACACUCCGUCUCCCCACCACCUCUCCUACUUUACCUUUGAACAUUUUCAAGAGGCCAGAGGGGACCUAGGGGAGAGCAUACAGGGCAAUUAGCUUGGACAAAUACAAAAAAAAGCCCUUGCGUCCUCUGUUGCCAUCCUUUUCGUUCUCUAAAAGUCAGCGGAAAGUGAAGAAAGGAUUUUGUUUUGAUAAAUGGAGACAGAAGGGGACACAAGGAAUUGAGGAAAGACUACUGAGUUGUGGCCAGAAAAGCAAAUUUGAUGGGCAAAGCUUGCAGAUUCUCAAUGACUGAAAUUUCAAACGUAUCUUCCCUUGACCACACUGGUCCUCUAGGUAUGUGGUAGAAGACCAUAAGGAAUUGUCUUUAAAUGUGAUGAGUUGUCUCUACAGUACGUCAAUGACAUCCAAUCAGGAUGUGUCACAGCUUUCUGCUGUAUUCAAUCAUCUCUGCUAGCUUUUGCUCCUGCAGCCCCAUGGCUAAUGCUAGCCCAGGCUUAGAUUUCUGGCUUUUAGAUGAAGGGCUAAUGCUAGCCCAGGCUUAGAUUUCUGGCUUUUAGAUGAAGGGCUAAUGCUAGCCCAGGCUUAGAUCUCUGGCUUUUAGAUAAAGGGCUAAUGCUAGCCUAGACUUAGAUCUCAGGCUUUUAGAUAAAGGGCUAAUGCUAGUCCAGGCUUAGAUCUCUAGCUCUUAGAUAAAGGAUGACCGUUUUAAGGACAGCUAAUUACUUAGAUUGUUGUAUCUACUGACAGUUUGGAUAAAACGUGGCCCAUCUGCAUGCUCUGUUCAUAUCAAAAUGACCCUUGUGCCAAAAACAGGAGCUUUUGAAACUUUGACUAGUUCAGUUGCCAUUGCCACUAUGACAUACAACCAACUGUGAGGUUUUUUUUUAACACAUCAAACACAUGUAAGUCGGGAUUUUAUGUAUAUCAAUGACCAAAAUUUCCACUUAAAGCAAAUGACUGUAAAAAUAUGAAACUGGCUGACGUCUAUCCCGCAAGCUCUAAGUGAGUUCCCUUCUACUGCCAGCAGGGGUCAGUAUAAGGCUAUCACAUCCAGAUAGUGGGUCUGAUAAGGCAACUCCGCCAAAGAUCAAUGGCUUUUAGUUCCAGUGCCACCUCCAGCUAAAUCUACUUCAAAUAUCGGCCCUGAGAAAACAACCAUGCCGCUUUGAAUUCAAAGCAGUUUGGUCCAUAACUUCACUGCUCAUGGACUACACAGUGCUGUUUGUAAAGUUGAACAGUCAUUUCGGUGGUUAUUUUUUGAAAUAGCAUUUUGUGCAUGUUAAUUAUAUAUGAAGGAAUACCACAAGAGGAAUAGGUUAAAGGAUAGAGCAGGAUAAUGGGUUAUACUGACGCCAUGUUUGACUGUAUUGAAUCUGUUGUAUUAUAUCAAAUAAAAAGUGUCUUUUCUGAUA
Messenger RNA from Esox lucius (northern pike), 6626 nucleotides. It is a transcript of the gene arhgef25a, whose product is annotated as Rho guanine nucleotide exchange factor (GEF) 25a. The transcript has 17 exons. Gene Ontology annotation, biological process: axon guidance. Gene Ontology annotation, molecular function: guanyl-nucleotide exchange factor activity. Gene Ontology annotation, cellular component: cytoplasm; plasma membrane. Lineage: Eukaryota; Metazoa; Chordata; Actinopteri; Esociformes; Esocidae. The coding region runs from base 1673 to 3958 and encodes 761 amino acids. The record is from RefSeq and is a predicted model, not a curated record.